Messenger RNA from Darwinula stevensoni, 585 nucleotides. Lineage: Eukaryota; Metazoa; Arthropoda; Ostracoda; Podocopida; Darwinulidae. The record is from the annotation of a GenBank genome assembly.
GAAGGCGGGUAUGUCGAGGGCGCCGACAGCCAGCACCGCUGGAUUGUUGAUCCUUUGGACGGGACAACAAACUUCUUGCACGGCAUUCCAUUGUUUGCGGUUUCUAUCGGCCUUGAACGUCAGGGCCAACUCGUUGCCGGCGUGAUCUACAACCCGGCAAUGGACGAAUUGUACACUACCGAAAAGGGUGGCGGUGCCUUCAUGAACGACCGCCGUUUGCGCGUUGCUGGUCGCACCAAACUGACCGACUCAGUCAUUUGUUCAGGCACUCCGCAUUUGGGUCGCGGCCACCACGGACGCUAUCUGGUACAACUGAAGAAUGUCAUGGGCGAAGUGUCCGGAAUCCGGCGGACCGGCUCUGCGGCCCUGGAUCUUGCUUUUGUCGCGGCUGGCCGGUUUGACGGCUUCUGGGAAGAAGGGCUGAGUGCGUGGGAUGUAGCGGCUGGCAUCAUAAUGAUCCGUGAAGCCGGUGGCUUUUCGUCCGACAUCAAGGGUGCGCAAAACCAGCUCGAAGGCAGUUCCAUCGUUGCCGGCAAUGAACACAUUCACAAGCAAUUGCUUGCCACACUUGCCAAACCGGCCUGA